AUGAUUUGCGAUUGUGUUCAUUUAAGAUCUGAGUUAGAGAAUAUUAGAAAUAAAUAAUCAAUAUUGCUUAAAGACCAUUAAAUGUAGUUAGAAUUAAUAAGAACAAAAACAAAAGAAUAAUAUGAAAGUUUAUUGGAAACACAAAAAUAAGGAUUAUUGGGAGUGCAAAAAAUAAAUGAAUAGGAAAUUAACAAGUUAAAAGAAAUUAUUGCAAUUAAGAAUUCUGAAAUAGAAUCUUUAAUUUAGACUAACUAAAAAUAUCGAGCUCAGUUAAAUUAAGAAGAACAAAUUAGUAACUUAAAGAUUUAAAAUCUUAAGAAAGAAUCAUAAGAAAUUCUUUCAUUAAUCUCAAAAUAUCAAGAGGAAAUUAGUUUACUAAAAGAAGAGCAACCUCAAAGAGAAGAUCUAUUAAAUGAAUAACAUUAAUUGCGAAUAGAAGAAAUUUAAAAUUAUUAUUCAAAAUUAUUAAAACAACAUGGAAAAGAAAAGCAAGAAGUACUUGUAAAAUUAGAUGAAUUAGUUUAAAAAGAAAAAAGUCUUAACGAAUAAAUAAAUAAUUAACUUACAUAAAUUUAAUUAUUAAAAUUAGAAUUGUUAGAAAAAACAUCAAUAAUUGAUUAAAAUGAUAAGGAUAUAUAAAAAUUAAAGUUAGAAUUAUUGAAAUUAUAGAAUUAAUAAUAAUAAAGCAUUAAUGAAAAUUAAUUAAAAAAACAAUCUCUUUAACAAGAUUAAGAAUUAAUUGUUCAGCAGUAUGAAUUGCAAUUAGAUAACUAAAAAAACUAAAUUUAACAACUACGUAAUUCUUUUGAAUAGGUAUUAAUAUAUUUUUUAAUUUUUAGCUUACUAUGAAGUGUAAUGAACUCAAUGAAGAAACCUACAAGUAAAAUUUAAUAAUUAAAUCUUAAAAUAAUACAAUAAGAGAAUAAGAAGCCUUACUUGAAAAGUUAGAAAUACAUUCUUAAACUAACAAUAUGUAAUUUAAUCAAAUGAUGGAAAAUUAGAAAAGAAGAUUAGAAUAGGCUUAUUAAUAUUAAUUAGAGAGCCUUAAAAAAUCAUUUUAAACAUAAGUAAAUAAUUAAAAAUAUUUAGAUUAUUUUGCUAUAAUAAUAAUAAGCUGAUGAAAGCAUAUUAGGAAAAUAAAGGUUGAUAAGAAGGAGCGUAGCUGAUCUCUGA
Paramecium sonneborni is the source of this 1173-nucleotide messenger RNA. The record is from the annotation of a GenBank genome assembly. Lineage: Eukaryota; Ciliophora; Oligohymenophorea; Peniculida; Parameciidae.